Aspergillus nomiae NRRL 13137 is the source of this 926-nucleotide messenger RNA. RefSeq names its product complex I NDUFA5 subunit family protein. The record is from RefSeq and is a predicted model, not a curated record. The transcript has 3 exons. The coding region runs from base 74 to 790 and encodes 238 amino acids. Gene Ontology annotation, biological process: respiratory electron transport chain. Lineage: Eukaryota; Fungi; Ascomycota; Eurotiomycetes; Eurotiales; Aspergillaceae.
CAUUGGCCCUGAUAUUCUUCACCUUUUUGGGUCAAUUCUUUCUCCCCUUCUUCUCAUAUACCCUCCGAAUACAAUGAGGUCCACAUUCCGGUUGCUGGCCAACGUCAAGCCGGCUCGGUACCUGGAGCCUUUUGCUCCCACCGGUAUCACCGGCCUUGUCACUCAUCCCAGUCCCCGCCCGACUUUGAUCUAUCUCUACACAACUACCCUGCAGAAAUUGAAGGCCUUCCCCGAGUCUUCCGUCUACCGCCAGUCCACCGAGGCUGUAACCCGCCACCGUCUGCAAAUUGUUGAAUCUACGAAACCUCCUGGCUAUGAGGCUUGGUUGGAGCGCGUGAAGAAGGCCAUUGGUACUGAACCUGAGCGGUUCGCUUCUCUCCUUCGCCCAGAUGGCUCGUACGCGGGAGUUUUGCGCGGCGAUGGAAGCGACAAUCCUCGGGGUGAGGAGUGGGAUGGAGAAGCCCUCGAGCCGACUAGUGAAGGCCCUGCCCGUACUCCAGAGGAAGAAGCUCGGUGGCAUCAGGCUAUCGAAGAUUCCACCAAUGCAGAGAACGAGUCUGAUUUCCAUACUCACGCUAUGAAGUGGGAGAACGAGCCCGCCUUGGAAGCAGAGCAGGUUGCCGAAAUCGAGAACCAGAUUGGCGCUGGUCUCCUUGAGGAGGUCAUCCAAGUUGCAGAGGGUGAGCUGAAGCUUGUUGACGAGAUGUCCAAGUCCAAGGUUUGGGAGGAGCUAGAGGAAAAGCCCACCCCUGGCCAGUGGUCCUACUUUGAGCGCAAAGACUCUGCAUAAAGGCUGACUCCGAUGAAUAAAAAGACUUGUUCAUUUCUAUGAUCCUUAACCCCACUUGUAUUUAUUAGCCGAUGCGUGUCAAAUGGAAAGGAACGCUAUCUUGUCGAAAUUAUAUCCACUAUUAGAAGGUUCAUGU